Capronia coronata CBS 617.96 is the source of this 789-nucleotide messenger RNA. RefSeq lists its product as uncharacterized. The transcript has a single exon. Gene Ontology annotation, molecular function: small ribosomal subunit rRNA binding; structural constituent of ribosome; mRNA 5'-UTR binding. The record is from RefSeq and is a predicted model, not a curated record. Gene Ontology annotation, cellular component: mitochondrial small ribosomal subunit; ribosome. Gene Ontology annotation, biological process: translation; maturation of SSU-rRNA from tricistronic rRNA transcript (SSU-rRNA, 5.8S rRNA, LSU-rRNA); ribosomal small subunit assembly. The coding region runs from base 1 to 789 and encodes 262 amino acids. Lineage: Eukaryota; Fungi; Ascomycota; Eurotiomycetes; Chaetothyriales; Herpotrichiellaceae.
AUGGCUCGCCCCAGCAUCCUCACGUCCAUGUGUCGGUCAUGUCAACGCUCGUACAUGGCACAGACACGACGCAGUGCCUCCAACACCACACGCAGCCAGGAGCCCAGCAGUCUCGCCGAACGGCUUGGAAUCCGAAUCGAACCUGAGACGCCUCCCAAGGAGCCCCAGGCUCUCGACCAGAUCGCCGAAGCGCUCCGAAGACCGCAAAAGACCUCGACAACCUCUCCAUCCAGCGACAACGCUCAGCGCUCGGGCCUGAGUUCCCUGUUGACGGGCGACCUUCGCUCAAUUGCACGAAGCGCACGAGACGAAGCGGCCACGCGACCCAGCGCGCGCGUCUCCGCCGACGAGCCGUACCACAUCACCGUCUACGCGCACAAGCACAACACGCACAUCACGUUCACGGAGCCGUCGCGGAACCCGAUCAUCUCGCUGUCCACAGGCAACCUGGGCCUGCGGAAAGCGCAGCGCAGCUCGUACGACGCCUCGUUCCAGCUGGCCGCGUACACGUUCCGCAAGAUGGCCGAGAAGCAGUGGCGAGUCGGAGGCAAGAAGACGACCCAUAACCAGAUGAUGACGCUGGCGGACAUCCGCAAACCGGGCGCCAUGGGUGGAGGGGCUGGCAUAGAAAUCAUUAUGAGAGGAUAUGGGCCCGGGCGAGAGGCGUUUCAGAAGGCAUUGCUCGGGACCGAGGGGAGGAUGAUCAAGCCGCUGGUCUCCAAGGUCACGGAUGCCACGCGCCUGAAGUUUGGCGGGACCAGAAGUCGGAAGGUCAGAAGGCUGGGUUGA